This is a messenger RNA of Coccomyxa subellipsoidea C-169, 1026 nucleotides long. RefSeq lists its product as hypothetical. The record is from RefSeq and is a predicted model, not a curated record. Gene Ontology annotation, molecular function: peptidyl-prolyl cis-trans isomerase activity. NCBI's taxonomy places the organism in Eukaryota, Viridiplantae, Chlorophyta, Trebouxiophyceae, Coccomyxaceae. The coding region runs from base 176 to 601 and encodes 141 amino acids. The transcript is spliced from 6 exons. Gene Ontology annotation, biological process: protein peptidyl-prolyl isomerization.
GUAUGCCAGGCCCAGCACCAGGUGUUCCUGCGGUUCAUUCUGGGGCAUACUAAGAGCGCCGUUGUAGACCGUAGCUGCGCUUCAUCAGUUUGCUUGACUCCCGAUUGCAAGCGCAUUUAUUGACCAAUUGACUUGUUGUGUAACCCUCCUGAUUUGCGAGAGGAAGGCGAGCCUCAUGAUGCGGGUCUCAAAUUGUAUCACCCUCCUGGUGUUGGGGUGCUGUGCACUGAUGGCUCCAGCCCAGGGAGCAAAAGAGGUCACGAGGUUGCAAAUAGGGGUCAAGCACAAACCCGCGACAUGCCUGAAGAAGGCGACUGCUGGGGACUCAGUGUCCGUCCACUACACGGGUUCUCUGACUGAUGGCUCAGUCUUUGACUCCAGCGUGGACAGGGGAACUCCCUUUGAAUUCAAGCUUGGCGCCGGACAGGUGAUCAAGGGGUGGGACCAGGGGAUUGCAGGCAUGUGCAUUGGUGAGAAGCGUCGCUUGAAGAUCCCAGCAAGCCUGGGUUAUGGCGAGCAUGGAUCACCACCAAAGAUUCCAGGAGGAGCAACACUCAUCUUUGAGACAGAGCUGAUGGGCAUCAACGGGGAGACUGCUUGAAUGGACCAUUAUCUUUCGGCAUAGAAGGGCUAAACCACAGGCAACUGAAAUGAAUGUGGGUUCUGGAACACAGCCACUGGCUGCCACUGUGCUGGUGUCCCAUGCUGCAAUGCACAUUUCAUGUACCGGGUAGAUCAGCUGGUGCAGGAUGCUGCACGUGCAUACAUGCUCAAUGAUGAGAAAGAAUCUGAUACUAUCGGCUAAAUAGCUAGCUAGUAGCGGCUGCUCCAAGUUGUGUAACUGAGCAGGCGCCCGAGGUCCUGCCCUGUGCGGAAUCUAGAUGAUCAUGAUUCGCACUAGAGCAUGGCAUGAUCGUGAGUAAGCAUGAUGGCAACUUGCCGUUAACAAGGCUUCCGAGUAUUUCACAAUUGCAGCUUCAACCUUGAACCAAGAUCUUCUAGAAAUUAAGCUAAGAAAUAAUAAUC